Molecule: messenger RNA, 9316 nt
Organism: Chironomus riparius
Lineage: Eukaryota; Metazoa; Arthropoda; Insecta; Diptera; Chironomidae
Source: the annotation of a GenBank genome assembly
CAUAAAACAUAUAUUUUGCAUAAACUCAGCAUUAUUUUUAAAACGACAAACAUCGGAACCAUGUGACUGUACCAUAUGUUUUUUGUCUGGCUAAUGCUUUGUUAGUGUUUUAAUUUUCUCUCUUCUCCCAGCGUGUAGCAUUAGCAAACAAUAAGAAACACUUACACUUUUGAGAGUUUGCAGCUCUCCUUCAGAUCGGGACGAGACAUCGUGUGGUAAAGACCGUUAUUAAAAUUUGUGAAUACAUUUAAGACUGUAAAAAAUUAACAUAAUAUUGAUUUACAUUGAUUUUUAUAAAAAAAUUCUGAAAUAUUCGCUUAUUUGCCUCACAAAAUUGCAUGUUAAUAAUGCAAAAAACUUAAUAUAAAGUUGAAAUAGUAAAAAAAAUAUAAAUAAAAGAAUUUGCGAUAAGCAAAAAAAAUAUGCAAAAAUGAAAGAAACAAAAAGUGAAUAUAAAUCUAGUGAAAAAUGAUCAAAGUCAUUAAUUUAUAAAGUGAAUCGUAAAAUGAAAUAAUUUCAACUAGCUUUAAUAAUUUAACCAUCAAGGAUUAAGUGGAUUAAUUUAAUACAUCUCUUGCAACUUUUUUUUGCACAAUGGAGGUGAUAAAUUUUAUUGAAGGACGUGUUGGUUCUUCAACUCCAGACAAAGGUGUCCCAGACAUGACAUGCAUUCCAGACAUAGAUGAAACUGGAAUCAAUCGGAAUUUAAAAGUUCGUUAUGAACGUGAUGAAAUUUAUACUUACACAGGAUCUAUUCUAAUAGCUGUAAAUCCAUACAAGGAAAUCGAUUGCUAUGGGCUGGAUCAAGUGUACAAAUAUCAUGGUCAGAAAAUAGGAUUGUUGGAGCCUCACGUUUUUGCGCUUGCUGAAGCAGCAUAUAGAAAUAUAAUAGAUAACGAUGAAAAUCAAUCGUGCGUAAUUUCUGGAGAAAGUGGUGGAGGCAAAACGGAAACGACAAAAUUUGUAUUGCAAUAUUUAUGCUCUGUAACAUGUAAUGUAUCAACAUGGGUGCAACAGCAAAUUUUAGAAGCUAAUACGAUAUUAGAAGCAUUUGGAAAUGCAAAAACAAUUCGAAACGAUAACAGCUCUCGUUUUGGAAAAUUUAUGCAAGUUUGUUUUGAUUCAAAACACACUAUUAAAGGCUGUAUAAUUCAAGACUAUCUUCUCGAACAAUCACGAAUAACGUUUCAAAGUCCUGGAGAAAGAAAUUAUCAUGUUCUUUAUCAAUUGGUAGCUGAGGGUCAAAAUAACAAGGAAGUGGGUCAGUCAUUGCAUUUACGCGAGCCAUCAUUCUACAAAUAUUUAAAUGCUUCUGGAAGUGUUCAAGUUGAUUUAGCGACAGAAUCAAAAAGAUUUGAAGGUUUACGAUUAGCUUUUCAAGUUUUACAGAUUCCACAGCAUAUAAUAGAUGGUAUUUUUCGUGUAUUGAGUGCUAUUUUAUGGCUUGGAAAUUUAGAAUUUGAAGAUGUGGAUGGCGAAAAAUGCGAAUUAGCCGUUGACGAUAAGGAAAUUGUUGCAAAAGUUUCAGAGCUCCUUGGCCUAGAAUCUGAUGACGUUAGCCAAGUAGCACUUAAAAGACAAAUUAAUGUUCGUGGAAAUAUUACAGAAAUUCCGCUUAAAGUUCAAGAGGCUCGUGAAAAUCGUCAUGCUAUGGCUAAAGCUCUUUACUCUCGGACUUUUGCAUGGCUGAUAAAUCAUAUAAAUACUUGUAUAAACCCAGGACAAGAUGCUACACGAUUUUUGGGUGUUUUAGAUAUUUUUGGUUUUGAAAACUUUGUAUCAAAUUCCUUUGAGCAACUUUGUAUCAACUACACAAAUGAAAAACUGCAUAAAUUCUUCAAUCAUUAUGUCUUUGCAUUAGAACAGGAAAUUUACAAACAAGAGGAAAUUGUAUUCUCUCAUAUUCAAUUUACUGAUAACACACAAUGCCUCGAGUUAAUUGAAAGACCACCGAGAUGUCUUCUUAAAUUAUUAACCGAACAAUGCCAUAUGCCCAAAGGAUCAGAUGCAGCUUACGUUAACAAUCUUAAUAGUGAAUUUGAAGGUCAUCCACAUUACGAAAAAAGUUCUGAUAGGCGACAUUUAGAAACUGAAUUUAGUAUAAAACAUUACGCAGGAUCUGUUACUUACCAAGUAAAGGGAUUUGUUGAUAAAAAUCGAGAUGUGCAACAAGAUGUUCUUUUUGAUUUCAUGAGUCGUAGUAAAAAUACGUUUGUUCAAGAAAUUUCUUCUUAUCAGGAUCUGCUUUCGUUACAAAGUCAAUCGCAAUCACAACAACAACUUCAGAAUAUACCAAACGGAAAUGCGACUGUGCAACGAGGAACAUCUAAGGGAAAACUGACUGUUAGUGAUACUUUCCGAUAUCAACUUCAAUCUCUUGUUGAUGUUCUUCAAAGUACAAAUCCAUGGUAUGUUCGAUGCAUUAAACCAAAUUCUGACAAACUUCCAAAUGAUUAUGAUGACCAAAUGGUACUAGAUCAACUUAGAUAUUUAGGAAUGUUAGAUAUUAUUAGAAUAAGACGUGAAGGCUACCAAAUACAUCUUCCAUUUGACGAGUUUGUUUAUCGAUAUCAAUGUUUAACCAAACGAGUCAGAAAUUUGCCGAUAAAAGAUCAAGUUCUUGCUGUUAUUAAUAACCUACAUGUUCCACCAACGGAAUGGCAAAUGGGAAAAACUAAAGUAUUUAUCAGAGCCAAGGUUCAUGAGCCUUUAGAAGACUCUAGAAAGCAAGUAAUAAAUGCCAAAGCAACUGUCAUUCAAAAACAAUGGAAAAGAUAUCAUGAAAGAUGUAAAUAUAAUAACAUUAAAGUUGCAGUUAUGAAAAUCCAGCAUGCAUAUAGAGGAUGGAAACAACGAAUUGAUUUCCUGCGAAAAAGACGAGCAGCUGUUGUUAUACAAAGUCACUUACGUGGUGUAUUUGCUCGUGAAGUUGCAGCGGCCUUAAGAGAAAUGCGACGAGUCGAAGAAGAAAUGAGAAAACGUGAGCGACUUGAAGCUGAAAGAAAACAACGAGAAGCUGAACAAGCGGAAGCUGACCGUCUAGCACUUGAAGAAUCUGAGCGUGUUGCAAAACAAGAAAUUAUGGCUUUGACACAAAUGGCAGAACAUAUAAACUCGAAAUUUUCUUCUCAACAACAGCAAAAUCAAAGAAAGUCAGAAAUAUUUUCUAAUGGGAUAAAGUCAUCAAAUGAAUCUGUAGAUUUGGAUAAUUUAUUUGCAUUUCUUAGUGAAGUUACUCCCAACGGUCCAAACUCUAAUGCAAUCAUAAACGAGAUUGGAGAGAAAAUGAAUCAUUUAGUCGAAGAUUUAGAUGUGGAAUUAGAAAGUGUGAUCCAACAAGAAAUUGAAGGUUUGACGAAUGAGAAAAAUUUAGCAAAAAGUCAGAGCUCGCAAGAAAACUCUGAAAAGUCACACAAUGUUUUGGAUCAGCAUCAAGAAUUGCCAAAUAAAAAUCAUAUUCAAAAUUUUCAUCAGUCUAUUCAAAAUCAUCAAGAACAACAAAAUAAUAAUCGGCAGUUUAGUAAUCCUCUACAGCAGACUAAUGAUCAUCCAAUUUUACAACAACUGCCUCAAAUACAAUCAAAUAUUAUUCAACAACAAAAUAACAAGAUGGGUAUACCAUCUUUACCAGAACCAACAACUAGACCUCCCCCACCUCCAUCUAUAUUUAAUGAGAGUUUACAGGUGGCACCUCCACAACCACAACCACAAGCUGCUAACAAAAUGCUAUUUGAAGAGCCAAUUUAUGAAGCAGUUAUACAUCAUCGUGAACCGCCAAAUCAUAAUAUAAUACCAUUACCACCAUUACAACCAAUUGUUACACAAGGAAUCCAAACACUGCCAACUGUUAAAGAAGUUCCUGAGCCACUUCCGACACCUCCAAUUAGCGAACAUAUAAAAUUACGCCCAAAAAGUCCAGCAGUUCAAAAUGUUCGUUCUGCUAGUCCGAUGAACCGCUUAUCUGGUGGUCCAUUAAGUCCAUCAUCUCCAAAACAUUCACGACCGAGUUCAAGAACUUCGUCAACGGGUGGACAUCCAUUUGAGCGAGAACAGCGUAGAAAACAUCGUGUUGAAAAGAAAUUACAAGAAAUGCAAAGUGAUAACAUUGAUCGUGAAAAAGAACAGCAUCAAAGGGAAGACAUAUAUCAUGACAUACUAGAAUUUGCCGAAAACUACUUUAAUACUCAUGAGCGCUCUCCUGAAGGUACAAUAAUGGCAACACUUACACGAAAAGGAAGAAAAUCGGUUGAUAUGGUGCCAAAAUAUGAAAUGAUUACUUAUUACCGUGGUACUUCUAUACCAUCCUCUCAUAUUCAUAUGUAUGAUCCAGAGAAUGUUACACUUUCGUGUAACAUUUUUAAAGAACUAUGCAAAUAUAUACGUGGUGAAUUAAGCUCUGAAAAAGAAUUGCAAGUUAUUCAAUAUAUAAUUGGACAAGGUAUUGAACGUGAAGAAUUAAGAGAUGAGAUUUUUAUUCAAGCUAUGCGUCAAUCCACCAACAACCCAUCCAUUGAAUGGACAGAUCGAAUCUGGCUCCUAUUAUGCUUGACCAUUGUAGCUUUUCAACCAAGCAAAUUAUUAUUCAAAUAUUAUGUGAGUUUUUUGAAGAGAAAUCUUGAGCAACAUGAUGGAAAAUUGAGACAAUAUGUACAAUGGUGCCUCGAUAAUUGUAAAAAUACAAAAGUAAGUUGUCGACAAUAUCCGCCAUCCUCGGUAGAAAUUGCCGCAAUGAGACGAUUAGGAACGAUAGUUUGUCGUUUCUUUUUCCUUGAUGGAAGAACAAAAGCAAUUGAUGUUCAUCCAACUGACACAGCAGCCGAUGCUGUAGUAAAAUUAGCUGAAAAAUUAGGACUUUAUAAUAUUGAAGGCUGGGCAAUUUAUCAAUCACGUCCUGAUGGAGAAGAACAUGUAAAAUCACACGAUUUUCUAUACGAUAUUAUUGCAGCAUGGGAAAUCAAACAGACAAAGUUGCAAGCAACAAAUUCAACUUUACGUAAAAAUGCAGCUACUCUAGGUUCCGGAGAAAACAGAUUUGUUUUCAAAAAAAGAAUGUUUAAAUCGACUAGAGAAUUAUCACAAGAUCCAAUUGAAAUUAGUCUUCUUUACGCUCAAGCUGUAUACUCUAUUGUCAAAUGUGAUGAGUUUCCUGUUAGUGAAAAGGUUGCUAUACAGCUUGCUGGAUUACAAGCCCAAGUUGCUCUUGGUGAUCCAUCGAAUCAGCCAAAACUUGAAUAUUAUUCAGAGAUUUCAAGUUAUUUACCAGAUAGAAUUUCAAAAACUAGAGAGGAACAGCUAUGGAUUCCAAUUUUAGCACAAGCACAUCGUCAAUAUGGUGCUGGCCGUACAGAAUUGACAGCCAAAGUUUUAUAUUUAUCGUGCGUUAUGCAAUAUCCACUGUAUGGAACAACAAUGUUUAAUGUUUCGUAUAGAGGUUAUUGGAGCUAUGGAAAUAGUCUCAUUUUUGGAGUAAAUAUUGAUGGAGUUGCUCUUAUAAAACCAGAUGAUAAAUUUAUCUUGUAUGAGUUCCGUUAUGCUGAAAUUGAAUCUAUAAUGCUGGAUCCAUCUGAUUCUUUUAUUACAAUAAAUUUAAAUCGUUCAACGACAGCUCCAGAGCAACAAAGAUGCUAUGUAUUUGAAACUAAACAGAAACAUGAAAUAGGAUCAUUAAUUGUUUCAUACUUCCCACCACUUUCCAAUUGGAUUACUGAGAACGAAAAUCCUGUAAGAAAAGCAAAGGGCAUGACAAAUGAAGAUCGAGUUAGGUUACAUCAUAACAUUGUCGUUUGCCGUCGUCAACUUGUUGAUACCGAAUUGCUUCGCAAGCCUCAUGAUUUAUCAGGCGGAUUUUUAAGAAAUACUUUAAGACGGUUGUCAAAGCAUCGACUUGAAAAAUUGAGAGCUGAAGGAGGCAAUUCUGUAAGUGAUCAUGGUGAAACAUAUAAAGGCUUUCCUCAUGCUUAUUGGGCAUUUUGUCGUCAAGCACUUCCACAAUCUUUAACAAAAUUACCUGAUCAAGAAGAACAAGCUAUGCUCAAUGUCUUCCAAUCAAUUUUGACAUAUGCAGGUUUGGGACAAAAUGGAGAAGUAGUUCAACGUGCCGAAGAUGAACAUAUAACUUUAAUUCAAUCGAUUAUGGAACGAUGUAUGCGAAAAGAAUCACUUUUAAAUGAAUUAUAUUUACAACUUGUUAAGCAAACGACUGAUCAUCCAGAUCCAAACUCAAGAGUGAACCUUCGUCAUUGGGCACUUUUGUCUCUUGCUUGUAGUGUUAUUCUUCCACCACAAAAAAUUGUUAGAAAAUAUUUGAUAGGACACUUGAAGCGUUGUGCAUCUGAUUAUAUAAGUGAAGAAGGUAAAUACGCAAGAUUUGCUGAAAAAUGUUUUAUGAAGACCCAAGGAACAAGGCGACGUCAGUGGCCUCCAUCUCGUGAAGAAAUCGUAUGCACAAUCAAUAGACGUCCUAUUUAUGCUCGCUUUCACUUCAUGGAUGGUCAAUAUCAUUCUGUAGAGUUUCACCCAAGUUCAACAGCACGUGAAGUAAUGGAAAUAGUUAAGAAAAAAAUUGGAUUACAAGAAAAUGCACAGGGAUAUGCCAUUUAUGAAGUUCUUGGUGCUAGCGAGCGAAGUCUUCUUCCUGAUGAAAAAGUUGCAGAUGUAAUGUCAAAAUGGGAAAAGUAUAGAAAUGCUGCAGCACAAGCUGUACAACAAAGCCAAACACAAAAUAAUGUUAAUAGUCAAAUGUGUCGUAGACAGCACCAUUUAUUCUUAUUUAAAAAGCAUCUGUUUUGCGAUCAAUACUUGAAUUUAGAAGACCCCGUAGAAAAAGAAUUGUUAUAUCAUCAAGUAUUGCAUGGACUACGAGCAGAGAGAUAUCCAAUUUCGGAAAUGGAGGCUAUUAUGUUGACGGCUUUGCAAGGUCAAGUGGAGCUUGGAGAUUGUACUGAUGCCGUUAAUGACUAUCGUUUAAUAGCAGGUCAUUGUUUACCUCCUCGGUUUGUUCCUAAUAUUCCACACGAAGGAGUAGCAAUGCAUCAUCAAAGUUUACGAGGAAUGACACAACCCGAAGCCAAAAAAGCUUUCUUAAAUCUUAUUCGUAGUUGGCCAUUACAUAAGGCAACAAUCUUUGAUGUUAUGCAAUCGUUCACUUCUAAUUGGCCGCGAAUUUUAUGGUUGGCGGUUGAUCAGAAGGGCCUGCAUUUGCUCGAACAUCGAUCGCGUAAUACACUCUGUACUUAUGAUUAUCAUUCAAUUCUAUCAUUUUCACCGAAUAUGAAUUGUUUGAUGAUCAUAACUGGAUCAGAGAAGAAACAGUCAAAAGUUAUUUUAACAACAUCUCAGGCUUUCCAAAUAGCAAAUCUUAUUAAGGAAUAUAUGGAAGUGAUUAAAACUCAAAUGCAAAAAGAAGAUAAUCCGCCUCCUGUUGCACCACAUGCACCAGCUCACGGAAUCCAACAACCUAAUAACUUGAUAGGAGUAAAUAAUAUGGGUAAUAAUAAUGCUGAAAUCAAACGAGGUCCUCGUCCAGUUUCAAAUGUAAGUUUGAGACAUUCAGGCCUGGCAGCACCAAGUUAAUAGAAAUGAUUAUAAAAGCUUAAAAAAAAUCUAGUCAGACUCUGAGCACCAUUUUAAAUUAUUAGAAAACAAAAACUAUUAUUAUCAUUUAAAUUAUAUAAUACAGCAACAUAGAUAAUCUUCAUUAAUUUACUUAGGUGAUAAAAAAAUAUUCUUACGGAAUUUGUUUAUAUGAUUAUUAAGAAUACUAAUAAUACUAUUCGGCUUGUUAUGAUGAAUAUUGAUUACCUAAGACAGAUAAAUGCUUUUUAUAAAUUCAAUUGAUAUAAAUACGAGAUUUUGACAAAUCACAAAUCAUGUAUAAGGUGACCAUCGUUUUAUUAAUGUGCUAAAUUUCAUUUCCAAUCAAAAAGUGAGUGUACUACAAUGAUUAAAGUAUUUUCUAAUAGAAAAAUUAUGGCAAAAAAACUUAUUCAAACUUUGUGUCAACCGAAGAACUCAAUAUCUCCAAUUUAAUAAAAUAAUAACUAUUUCUUCCUUUCUCAAACAAUUGAUUCAUCAACAUAAUAAUAACUUUUUUGAAGUUAAAACUAAUUAUCAUGUUAUACAAAUUAUCAGUAGAUAUCUACUGAAAUGGCAUAUUGAAUUAAAGAGCAUACAUUGUUAUAUAUCCAAUAAAAUAUCAAGAAAUUUUUUGCGAGAUAUAUAGCAUCGGAGAAAAUUUUUCUGACAUAUUUUAAAAUAAUUAAGGUAAACGAUCUGUUUUUUGCGGUAUAUCUGCUCUUAACAAUUUUAAAUGAUCAUAACUUUUUAUUGAUUUACUUUAUUUAAACGAAUGUUAAAAGUAUAAAAAACAGAAAGUUAGGCUAUCAAUCGUUCACAAUGUCAUUACAGUUUUUCAAAAAAUCUAACCUAUUUAAUGAUUCUUUUUUUACGGUAUGAAAUGUGUUUUUGCGUUAAAAAAAUCUUUUUUUUUGCGAUAUCUAAGAUUAAAGAAUUUUUGUACAAAUUCCUUAGAAAACAAGAGAAAAACAUAAUCUUUUUUCAAUAGAAAUGGGAAGGUAAAAUUUAUGUGUUAUGAAAAUUUAAUUAAAGCGAGUCAGUAGAGAUUUGAAAUUCAAUAUAUACCCUGUUUUUUCGUUAUAAGCUAGUAGCUUAGAAGAAUAAAAAAGUGAUUUUUUUGGCUCACUAGUAGCUUAGUAACGAGGAGUAGCUUAGUAAAGAAAUAGAACUUCAAUAAAAAUUUUGAAUUUUUUAACUUAAUUAAAGAAAUUUUGCUAUCUUCUCGAUUUUAUUUCAUUGACAAUGUCAUAAGGCAUUGAAACUGAUACUCAGAAAGUUGAAAAAGAUUAAUUAUACUUUAUUUUUGGCAAUUUUUGGUAGUAGCUUAGUAAAGAUUUCAAAAAAAUUUCAAGUUCAAAAAACUUUACUAAGCUAGUAGCUUAAUAACGAGUAGUAGCUUAUAACGAAAAAACAGGGUACUCAUUUUUAAACAUUUUAAAAGGUUUAAUGAAACAAACAAAACUAAAAUUGUUUUUAUAUUAUAAUCUUAAAUAUCGCAAAAACAGAUCGUUUACCUAAUUCAAACAAAAAUCUUAAUAGAUAGUUAAAUAAUCAUAAUUUAAUUCUAAUUCGAAGCAAAACUUUUUAUAUUUUUCUUUUCAUUUUACAAUUUAUGUUGCAAAUUUCCAUACUUUACUGUGAAUAUGCAAAAAUUAUUUAAAAAACUGUAACAGAAAAUAAUUUGGAUUUAUUGAAAGUAAAAUUCGCGAAUUUUUGUUUUUAAUAUUUAUAUUCUGUUUUU